UUUAAACCGUUGUGAUUUUCCCUCGAAUGACAGCUCCUUGAGGCAGUUAGCAGGUUGUUCCGUUUGGUUAUACUUUGUUAUAGCUCACUUUUGUACCCGAUUGUCUCAGGUGGCUUCAUGUAAUGCCUGGUGCCACCGCACCAUCUAAACGAAGCGGUGGCAAUUCGCUACCCAAUUAGGCGCCCGUGGAAUCAUGGACGGUAGAUAGGGUACCGGAUUUGACCGCCCGUUGCGUGUGUAGGCUCUGACUCUCACCAGAGCUUUAUUUGGACGAUGAUUCGGGUUCGAAGAUUUCGCCAAUAAAUAAUUGUUCUAUCUAAUAUUCUAGUAUUCAUACCCUUGGUCUUAUUGGUCAUACCAUUUCUAACCACUCUAAUUCUGCCACAUGCAUCUGUGUCAAGCAGCUAUAUCUUUUCCCUGGUGCUAGCGACCAUCCAUCUGUGACUCUCAAUUUACUCGCAAUUUUAGUCAUGUUUACACCAGGCUGGUCAUUCGCUUUCAUGACUUCCCACGCGGGACCAUCGCAGCAUCGCAGCGGCGGGCGCGCACACUGUUCAAAACGUCGCGAUCCCUCACAAGAAGGAAGGAAGAUAAACCUCGUCGAUCUUGACGAUACCUUUACAGAGCGGAAUCCCGUAAAAAUCACCGUGAAGGAGUCCUGGGAAUUGCGCCACGUUGCUAAGUCCCUGAGAAAACAAUUCCCCGAAGGAGCCCAAGAAAUUCCCGAUGAUGCUGAGGUACAUUUCUUCUCGGACAAUAAGCGCCUAUAUGCAAGUGAUCGUAUCCCUCAGGAUCUUGACCUGCUACCUUAUAGGGUGUUACAUGACGGCGAUGAUGGUUCAUUCCGGGUCGUCUGGCGAGGAAACAAUUUGAAACUCCGUAAGCCCCAGAGGGAAGAAAUCGCUCGUGAAAUUACUGCGGGAAAGUCUGUAGGUAGUAUCCGAGAGUCAGUAGCAACCCUCCUGCGGGAAACGAACAAGACCAAAGAGUAUCUACUACAAAAUGCCAAUCAGAUCGUACUGGAAUGUGAAGGAGGCCUAAAGCAGCGAUUGCUAGAAGGAAAUAGUUGGGAAGCACGCAACGUGACGGAAUGGCUCUGUCGGUAUAUUGUUAUUAGUAUGAAGCCGGCCGACGGCUAUUUUGUUCUUCGAGGGUUCAAUGAACAAUACGUCUGCCAUAAGCCAUGUGUCAACAACCGCGGUUAUGCAGACUCGUCCAAACUCAAGAACUGGCUGAAGAACGAGAUUUUAUCGGCGGUCUCCUCGGACAAUAAAACCCAUCGGCGUCAUAUCAACCUGGAAGAUAUCAAAUUGACGUACCAUGGUAAGACGAUCCCAAGGAACAAUCACAUCCAACCCGGGGCUACCAUCGACUUUGAAGUUCCGCGUUCCAUAGAGGACAAGUUUGUUCGCGUCGAGAGUUGGCUAGUUCCUCUUACAGAGAUAUGCACAAUAUGCAAUGAAGAGAAGAGAGUCUCCGAGAUGCCGAACAGGAGAAAAACGACGGCGGAUUGCGACCAUGAUGCUACCGCUUGUAAACGGUGCCUCGGCCGUUGGAUAGGCUCAAGAUUGGGAGAAACACCAUGGGACCGUAUACUAUGUCCUGAGUGCCCCCAAUUCCUUAAAUACGAGGACGUCCGAGCUUUGGCCUCACGGGAAGUCUUGAAAAAAUACGACGUGCUAGCGACCAAGGCCUUGCUUUCGAGCAUCCCGGAGUUUAUGUGGUGUCUUCACUUGGGCUGCGAGUACGGCCAGAUCAACCCAGCCGGCUGUUCAAAGGCUAAGUGCCAAGGGUGCAAGCGUAGCCUCUGCGUACGGCAUAACGUCCCGUGGCACAGAGGAGAAACCUGCGACGAAUAUGAUAAAAGAACGCGUCGGCACAGGAAAAACGAGGAAGCCUCCGAAAGAAAGAUCCAGGAAAUGAGCAAACCGUGUCCGGGAUGCGAGAGGAAUAUCGACAAAUACUCAGGAUGCGAUCAUGUUACAUGUCCAUGUGGCCAUCAGUGGUGCUGGGUGUGCUUUCAACCGUACUACCUAGACAAAGGACUAUAUCUGUUCUGCCUGCACGCGGAGGGGUGUCAAUACUACAGCGACAACUCGCCCUACGAGAGAGGAGAGGAGAGGCCCCCGCGUCGACAGACACAAGCUGUUAAUAAUAAUGUCCGACCUCGACACCCCGCCAUCGAAGAUGAUAAUCCCUUCAACCAUACGCCUCGCGCCGAAGACGCCCGGGACCCACCAAAUCGCUGGGCUCGCCGCGGCGCCAUAUAUCAGAACCCGUUCUUACCCCCGCCCGUAGCCGGUCGUACGGAUCCCGACCAGUGGAUACACCGGCAGCCCAUAAGGAGCAGCGGCCGACGGAGGGAUCGCGCGGAGCGCCCUGAGCCCAUGGACGACUCGAUAUAAUCCGCCUACUCGACUAGGACUCAAGGCGAAGAGAGGAGUGUAGAAGGAGUUACUGUCAGGGUCGUACAUGCAGCAAGUAUAUUGGGUUGAACUGACGCCUGACUUUCUAUCCUCUUACGAGGGAGCUGGCGACCCUUUAUAUAGACGGCAAAGCCCUGCUUUACGACAUAGGUGCCCCUGGCAGUUACCUACGUGGAAUACCUACCUUGGAAUUUGGAAUGUGGCUACGAUAGAUCAUUAUGCGAGGAGAGUCGGCUUGCAAAGGCUUAUGCGUCUUCUCAAUUUUUUUCUUUCUCCUUUUUUUUUCUUUCAAGACAGUGCAACGCAGACUGAUCCGGCUAAGUAAAUGGGUUUUAUUUUGGGGACAGAACACGUUGGGUUUUCAUGCAGUACGUAUGUGUAUUUUUUGAUGGGCUAGCACAUCCUUUUUCUUACUGAAAUAGUUAGUUUCCCGCUUUUUCACGCGGGGGCUACAGAUGCUUGGUAUUGUGGGAUAAGAUCUGUACCUGCCUAAUCUUGGGUAGUCCAGGAACUGAAGCAUCCUUGAAUGAGAUAGUUAUAUGAUAUUUAGGUAGUUCUUAGAGUUAUAUUAGUUAUUUCUCAAUCUCGGUCAGU
This is a messenger RNA of Daldinia caldariorum, 3020 nucleotides long. RefSeq lists its product as uncharacterized. NCBI's taxonomy places the organism in Eukaryota, Fungi, Ascomycota, Sordariomycetes, Xylariales, Hypoxylaceae. Gene Ontology annotation, biological process: positive regulation of proteasomal ubiquitin-dependent protein catabolic process; protein polyubiquitination; ubiquitin-dependent protein catabolic process. The record is from RefSeq and is a predicted model, not a curated record. Gene Ontology annotation, cellular component: cytoplasm; ubiquitin ligase complex. The transcript is spliced from 3 exons. Gene Ontology annotation, molecular function: ubiquitin protein ligase activity; ubiquitin conjugating enzyme binding; zinc ion binding. The coding region runs from base 471 to 2405 and encodes 644 amino acids.